ACGAAAACUGCCCCCAAGAAGUUUUGAUUAUAUAUUAUUAAAUACGGUUUUAACCGUUACGUGACCUUUACACACUCUUCCAAACAGGACAAGACAAAAUGGUGAUUGGAUUACUUGUUCGCGGCGGCCUGGUGGCCGGGGCAGUUUACUACACGAACAAAGUGGGAAUCUGGGGCGACUCCCAGCAAACCGAGCAGCUCUACAACAAUGUCAAGUCCGAGCUGUGUCCGUAUGUAACGAAGGCGAAAAAACAGCUGCCAUUCGAUGUGCCCCAGCUGCCGAACACCGGCGAGAUGCGCUUCCUGGCCAAACACUAUUACAACGAGGGCGUGAAGGGCUCCAUUCGCUUCGUCCAUAUGCUGCCCUGCUACGCGGGUCGCGGCAUUAAGAAGGUUAAAGAUACAUUCGAGGAUUUUGCUAAGUCCCCGGCCAUCACUGGCAGCCAGGACGCCGGCAGUCCAGCAAAGCAAUAGGCCCCUAUGUGCCCUACUAUGUUCUCUUAUAUGCCAGGCUGUUUUGUGUUAGUUAUAUUAAGUGUAUAAUUUUUUUCCCUGCAUGCCCACACACAACACCAGCAAAGUGACAAAUCAUCUGUGCUCUGAAUACUUAAACGAUUGAGGGGUUCCCUCUUCUAGUUAAGUAAUAAAAAUGAUUAUUUUAGCGUGAAGAUCGCCGUGAAAUGUAACAACA
Messenger RNA from Drosophila persimilis, 690 nucleotides. It is a transcript of the gene QIL1, whose product is annotated as MICOS complex subunit MIC13 homolog QIL1. Gene Ontology annotation, biological process: cristae formation. Lineage: Eukaryota; Metazoa; Arthropoda; Insecta; Diptera; Drosophilidae. The transcript is spliced from 2 exons. The record is from RefSeq and is a predicted model, not a curated record. Gene Ontology annotation, cellular component: MICOS complex; mitochondrial crista junction. The coding region runs from base 99 to 473 and encodes 124 amino acids.